GUGUAUUUUUACUUACUGUUUGAACUUGUUGUUACUGUUGUUACUGUAAGAAGUAAAUAAAAAUGUCUGGAUGAAACAAUUUUAAUAGCUUACACAAUUUAUAAAAUUUUAAAAAGUUAUAUUUUUUAGUAUACAAAAGAUUAUAAUUUUUAAAUAUUUACUAUAAAACAAUAUUGUAAAUAAAUUAAAGAUGAAAAUGAAAAUAGACGUUAAUGAUUUAUUUCAUGAUGCUAAAUCUAAUGAUACUUAUGUUAAAGUAUGCGCACCUAUGGUUAGAUACAGUAAAGUGCAAUUUAGAACUUUAGUGAAAAACUAUGGUGUUGAUUUAUGUUUCACUCCUAUGAUAUUAGCUGAUUCCUUUUGUCAGAAUGAAAAAGCAAGAACAAAUGAAUUUAUAACAACUGUUAAUGAUUCUCCAUUGGUAGUCCAGUUUGCAGCCAAUAAUGUUGAUGAUUUUUUAGAUGCAACCAAAUUAAUUUACUCCUAUGCAGAUGGAGUCGAUUUAAACUGUGGAUGCCCUCAGCGAUGGGCAAUGAAAGAUGGAUAUGGGUGUGCAUUGUUGUCUCAACCAGAACUUAUUCAUAGCUUACUCAGAACAGUUAGAAAUAACUUUCCGUCCAACUUUAGUGUAUCUGUUAAAAUAAGAAUUUUACACGAGUUAAAGAAAACUAUUACUAUGUGUCAACAGCUUGAAAAAUGUGGUAUAGAUUUCAUGACCGUUCAUGGACGUACACCAGUACAGAAAAGUGGUGAUAUGAUCAAUGUAGAUAGCCUAAGAGAAGUAUGCGAGACAGUAAGAAUACCAGUAAUUGCAAAUGGUGGGAUCAAGACAUUGGAUGAUGCAGAUCAGCUACAUAAAACAGUUAAAUGCAGUGGAGUCAUGGCUGCUAGUGCAAUAUUAAGCAAUCCUGCUUUAUUCAGUGGAAGUAAUAAGACCCCUUUUAGUUGUAUAAGACUCUGGAUGGACAUGAAGGAUAAGAGUGAAGAUAGAAUAACAUUCCAGUGCUAUCAUCAUCACUUAGUUUUUAUGCUUGAGAAAAUAUUGACAAAAAAACAAAAGCAAGAAUUCAAUAAUCUUGGCACAUUCGAAAAUGUUGACAUAUUUUUAAAAAGAUAUGUAUUAAAUUCUUAUGAUUAUAAUAUUUCACAUAAUAUUAACUGUGAUAUUGAUGACUAUGUAACAUGCCAUUUUGAUGAUAAAAUUACUACCAAACAUUCCAGUAAAUGUAGAGGUUGUAGUAAAAGUGUUUGUUAUUGUAUUUGUGAUAAGUAUGAUCAAAAUGCAACUACUGGAAAUUAUUUUUCAUCUUUUGUUAUAAAUAAUGAUGGUAUUGAAUAUAUGGACAGUAAUAUAUUUGAUGAAUAAAUAUAAUUGUUAAUAUA
Molecule: messenger RNA, 1383 nt
Organism: Vanessa tameamea
Lineage: Eukaryota; Metazoa; Arthropoda; Insecta; Lepidoptera; Nymphalidae
Gene: Dus4
Product: tRNA-dihydrouridine(20a/20b) synthase [NAD(P)+]-like
Exons: 2
Coding region: 191-1366 (391 amino acids)
Biological process (GO): tRNA processing
Molecular function (GO): tRNA dihydrouridine synthase activity; flavin adenine dinucleotide binding
Source: RefSeq, a predicted model, not a curated record